CUCUGUUUAGUUUGUUUUCUGAGCAAUCAGUUACUGAAGUUUCCGGCCGUCUGGAAGGCGUUUUUCUGUUUUUGUCUGUUUUUUAAUCAGAUCACAGCGCUCGUUUAGUGUGUUUUGUGAUUUCCGCUGAGCAAGUCAUCGUCGUGUUUAUUUUUACUAGUUAUCUUUUAUUGUUUAGUCUAUCAAGCUUGUACUUACUCUGUUUUUAGUACUUUUAUUUGUGACCAUCGUUUUUACCCUGCUAGCGAUAGUAUCACGGAACAAGCAUGGAACUAAUUCCGAGCAAAUUCAUGCAACAACGCUUCGAACGUCAAAAACACGAAAUCGAGUCCUUUAUGGUGCGGAUCUACCGGCACAAUCUUAUCAAGGACGGUGGCAUUAUCAAGAAGAAGCUGCGGGAAAAGUUGCUCGAGGAUAUUCGGCUGCGUCGAAUCACUCGAGUCAAAAUUGACGAGCUGGGCUGGGUGUUGAUGAACCAUGGUCUGAUCACGCGCAACGGGUUGACGCAGCAACAAAAGCAGCAGCAGCAAAAUAAGGGAACAGCUGAGCAACAGCAGUUUAAAUUUAACAUGGAACGACUACGGGAUCUGCUGGAAAAUCACGAGCAACGUCUCAACGAUGAGCUUAUUGCGAAGAAACAGAACAAGAAAGCAAUCGCUCAGAAAGCGCUCGUUCAGAAUGAUAAAGCUCUGAAAGAGAUUCGCGACAUGGUGGAAGCGAACCGGCCACUAGCGGAAAUCCGGCACGUAAUGACCGUCGAACGAUUGCUGAGAUAUCAACUCGAACCAUCGUCCCGAAACUGUUUUGUUUGUCGGCUAAGUUUCCCAACGCCGGAGCACUACACGGGUCACUUCGAAUCGAAACACGAGAAUAAUUUUAAGAUAACUCUCGGAAGUGAUUGUUUACGAACGGAACAAAAGCUGGAAGUAGUUCAGCACUAUGACGCUCUGAGCCCGGUAACGCUGUUUACGAUGCGUAAUGCGAGUCACACGGCCAUACACGUUGAUUGUGUGUAUCUGUACCAUACGACAAAGCAACUGAUGCCGGUGAAUCGAGACGUGUGGCCUAUUACAAUCAAUCCACGUGACUGCUAUAAGUUUUCUAUUACAACCGGCAUGUUCCUGGUCACUGAACAUGACUACACUAUUUUGGUGCAGUUUAAUCGGAUCUUGGAGUACGUCGAACAGUAUCACUUUCGGGUGUUUAAGGAACCGGUUGAGCUGCGGGUGACACAAAAUCCGAUCGCACUGGGAAAGUUGAAAGAUUAUUUCCCCGUCACGGAAAUGGUGAGCGUUUUCAAGAACAAAUUCGAAAUGGUAGAUACGUAUUCAGGAAAGGAGCGAACGCUGUGUGAGAGAAUUCAGUCGUUCCUGGAUACUAACGAAGCAAGUCGACUAAAGGCUGGUAAUUACGUCGAAAUGCUACAAUUAAUGAACAACAUUGAAGACUAUAACGUGCAGUAUGAGUUGUCCCGGUACGAUAUGAAUGAUGUCAAGCUAGCUUCAUGUGGUACAAAAAGAUUCUACAGUCUUCAGCUAAACCAGUUCAGAACAGCUCCAAAAUCGCUCGUCGAAGGAGACUACGUUGAACUGACCUACACGCGUCCAAACAAAUCGAUCAAAACCGUCGUCGGUGUUAUUUCGCAGAUUUGCUCCAAUAAGGUGCUGUUCGAAACGGAAGAACCACUUCAAUACGACAUCAAGUGGCGUAUGAAGUUCAACCCCAACCGAAUUCCCAUUCGGAUGGAGUAUCAAGCACUGGAUAUCGUCAAACGACAGGAACUGAGUGCCUUCUUUUUCCCAACCAAGACAGGGGAAAAGUUAAAAGCUUUUGGCAGUGAUCAAUUCGAGUGGUUCAACAGCAAUUUGGCAAGCAACAAGGAGCAGAAAACGGCCGUCAUCAAUAUUGUCAACGAAACGGCCAGGCCUUCACCGUUCAUUCUGUUUGGGCCACCCGGAACGGGGAAAACCUCGACAUUAGUCGAAGCGAUUGCCCAAAUCUGGAAGCUUAAACCUAACGCCCAUGUCCUCGUAACAGCGUCAUCGAAUUUCGCUUGUAACGAACUUACCGAACGGCUGCUGAAUGUCGUUCCCAAGGAACACAUCUGGCGCUUUUUCUCCAAACAUGCCGAACGUAUGAUGGCCGAUAUACCCUACCGGCUGAUCGAGUGCUCUAAUCUCAACACCGGAUCCUACCGGCUGCCCUCAUAUGAGGAACUAUACGAAAAGCGUAUCGUCAUCUGCACUCUGAUCUCCGCCGGUAAGCUAGUUCAGGCUCGCAUCAAACCAAACCACUUUGGAUACGUAUUCAUCGACGAGUGUGGCAGUGCCACGGAAGCGUCUGCCCUUGUUCCCAUCGCAGGUAUCAUUAGUACUCCCAAAAAGCUCAAUGGUUCAAUCAUCCUGUCCGGCGACCCAAAGCAACUGGGACCGGUCACUCGUUCGGAAUUUGCUGCCAACAUGGGCUUACGUAUCUCGAUGCUUGAACGACUGAUGAAUCUUCCAGUGUACAUGAAAGAUCCCGCAACCAAGUGCUACAACACCAACAUCAUCAUUAAACUCCUACAGAACUAUCGUUCCCACGAAGUCAUCUUGCGAUUCUCCAACAAAAUGUUUUAUCAGGACGAACUGCAACCCUGUGCCUCGCCGGAUGACGUCAAUUGGGCCCUCGAUUGGUCUGAACUGCCAUCGGCCCAGUUCCCCAUCAUCUUCGAGUCGUCCAUGGGCAAGUUGGCUCGCGAACAGGACUCCACCAGCUACUUCAACCGAAAGGAAAUCGAAUUGGUCGAAUUCUACAUUCGAAAGAUUCUCUCCAACGGGAUUAACAAACGGGCCAUACCGCAACACAGCAUCGGUGUUAUCAGUCCGUACAAGAAGCAGUGCAUCAAGUUGAAGCAAAUGUGCCAACGGCAUGGGUGGAACGAGAUCGAUGUUGGCUCGGUCGAAGCUUUUCAGGGUCGCGAAAAACCGAUCAUGAUUCUGACCACAGUUCGGUCCGGUACCACCGGGGUCGGUUUCCUGAGCAAUGUGAAACGCUUGAACGUAGCACUGACCCGAGCCAAGGCACUGCUCAUUGUUAUCGGGAAUCCGCAAACCCUGCAGCAGGAUCCGAACUGGUUCGAGUUCAUUCGGUAUUGCCACGCGGCGGAUGCCAUUCGGGGAGUAAAAUUCGAGCUGGACGUAAAGCGUCACGUGGUCCAGGAAAUCGCCGUCAAGGACGCCUAUCUGUCGCAGAUGCAGGAGAAGUUCGAUAAGAUCACCAUCGCCAUGGCAGCGGUGAAGUUGUAAGUGUAUUAUAGGAUAGCUAUGUGAUAUUUUUGAGGAGGCGAUGAAGCAGAUAUUUUUUUGCGGGCAUUUUAUAUUGUUUUGUUUUGUAACGACUGUUAAAGCGGCAUAAGUGAAUAAAUUGUCGGUGUUCAUUUUUCAAAUCUACGAUAAUUUACACAGCCGAGUAGGUAAAUUUAUUCUUCUUGGGAGGCGGUUUUCCCAUAGCAGGCCAUCUAAAUUCAUGUUUGUGAAGCUUUAGUACCGCUAAACGAGGUAACUUUGGAAAUUUUCAAUCAACUAUCAGUAGGGCUUAGAUCUAAUUUUGAGCCUACUAAGGACAACCCGCCCUUUUCCUCUGUUUUUCGAGUGGAUUUUUUUUUCAUUAAAUGGAAUGUUUUCACUGCAGAU
Molecule: messenger RNA, 3674 nt
Organism: Ochlerotatus camptorhynchus
Lineage: Eukaryota; Metazoa; Arthropoda; Insecta; Diptera; Culicidae
Product: putative helicase MOV-10
Exons: 7
Coding region: 267-3287 (1006 amino acids)
Biological process (GO): regulatory ncRNA-mediated post-transcriptional gene silencing
Cellular component (GO): cytosol; P granule
Molecular function (GO): RNA binding; 5'-3' RNA helicase activity
Source: RefSeq, a predicted model, not a curated record